CCUUAUCGACUAUUAUUGACUAUUUCUCGCUAUUUAACCCCAUUUUAGCAAUUAUUAUCUGGUUUAUUAAUGUUUCUGUAACGAUGGGAGGCAUACGCAGGGUGGUAGUGACCGGCCUCGGACUGGUCACACCUCUAGGGGUUGGCACGCCCCAUAACUGGCUCCAGUUGACUUCUGGCAAGGUGGCGACCACUGCACUCACCGACCCGCGGUACUCCAAGAUGCCGUGUCGUGUGGCUGCCAGUGUUCCUCGAGGACAAGGUGAAGGAGAACUGGAUCUGUCGUCCCACUUUAGCCCCGGUGACCUGCGUGCCAUGACUCCCGCCAUUACCUUUGCCCUGGUGGCCGCACGAGAAGCCGUAGAAAAUGCACGGUGGAAGCCCGACGAUCCCGAGGAGCGAGAACGGACGGGCGUGGCCGUGGGGAUGGGGAUGGUGGACCUGAACGACGUGGUGGCCAGCGGGGAGGCUCUCAGGGACAGGUACAGUAGAGUCAGCCCCUACUUUGUGCCCAGGAUAUUGACCAAUAUGGCAGCUGGCCAGAUCAGUAUGAAGUAUUCAUUUGAGGGACCCAACCACACAGUGUCCACGGCCUGUGCCACCGGUGCCCACGCGGUCGGGGACGCUUUUAGGUUCAUCAAGAGCGGGGACGCGGACGUGAUGGUGUGCGGAGGCACGGAGGCCAGCAUAAACCCGCUGGGUAUUGCCGGCUUCUGUCGCCUCAGAGCGCUGGCCACCGGGUACAACGACUGCCCAGAGAGAGCGUCUAGACCCUUCGACGCCCUGAGAGGAGGAUUUGUCAUGGGGGAAGGUUCGGGGAUGAUGGUACUGGAGGAGUAUGAACACGCGGUGACGCGCGGAGCUUCCAUUUAUGGGGAGGUGUUGGGUUAUGGCCUGACGGGAGACGCUCACCACUACACGGCGCCGAGGGAAGACGGCAAGGGAGCGGUCAGAGCCAUGGCCAGGGCCAUGGAAGAAGCGCGCGUCAACCCCGAAGAUGUCCGAUACAUAAACGCCCACGCGACGUCCACGCCUCUGGGAGAUGCCGUCGAAGUGCGGGCAAUAAAGUCGCUGUUCGGAGAUCACGCGGAGAAUCUCGCCGUGUCGUCGACCAAGGGCGCCACGGGACAUCUGCUGGGAGCGGCGGGCGCGGUGGAGGCCGUCCUGACGGUGUUGGCCUGUCACGCCGGCUACAUCCCUCCCACGGCCAACCUGGACCACCCUGGACCCGGUCUGGACCUAGACUUUGUGCCUAAGGAAGCCAAAGCCUGGUUACAGAGCUCCCACACCAGGGUCGCUCUCACUAAUUCCUUUGGAUUUGGCGGCACAAAUGCCUCCUUGUGUAUAGGGUCCUGUGAUUAAAGAGAUGUUAUGUAUUACUUGCUGAAUAUUGUGAGAUAAAGCAGGGCUGGCUCUGAGUGAUGCCAGGGCUGGCUCUGAGUGGUGCUAAUGUGAUCUUAAUGUGACUAAGAAUAUUGUGAAGUUGUUAAAUAAAAGGAAUUUUAAA
Molecule: messenger RNA, 1506 nt
Organism: Homarus americanus (American lobster)
Lineage: Eukaryota; Metazoa; Arthropoda; Malacostraca; Decapoda; Nephropidae
Product: 3-oxoacyl-[acyl-carrier-protein] synthase, mitochondrial-like
Exons: 3
Coding region: 84-1361 (425 amino acids)
Biological process (GO): fatty acid biosynthetic process
Molecular function (GO): 3-oxoacyl-[acyl-carrier-protein] synthase activity
Source: RefSeq, a predicted model, not a curated record